AUGGCUCCCUUCUUAGAUUUUGACAUUUUGGAGCAGUUCACGAUCAUACGUCAAUCCCUUGCUCCUCUGCGGUUAUCACGAUGGCAGAUGUUCAAGUUUAUGAUUGCACAUGUUUAUCGAGAGACGGGUCCGGUCACGAUCUUCCUGCUAUAUUCGGGACUUCUGCUUCUGAUAACAUACACAUCGAAAGCAAUCAUGGCAAGAAAAGAGAUGGAACUAGGAAUUCCCGUUCUUGGGGGCUCCAAACAACACAAACUUGACUUCAAGCAGCUAGUGGAAGAGGGCAGAAGACUGGUCGGUUAUGACAUAUUUGCGAAGUGCGACCAAAUCCAUGCUGACGUCUUUUGUAGUAUCCUGAUACACCGUAUAUCGUGAAGACACAAGGACUUCCUUACGUCGUCUUUCCGACGUCCUCGUUCGAUGAGAUAAAGAGAUUACCUGAGCACAUUGCCUCUGCCCAAGAUUUCUUUCUGAAAACGUAUUUUGGUCACUUCACCACUGCUGGAACCGAGACACCUGCAGUCUUGAAAGCGGUUAGCGUAGAUCUGGCACGUAGUAUUCCUAUGAAAGUUCCUUCUCGGCAAGAAGAUGCAAAAGUCGCAGUCGAUGAUGUUAUUGGGGAAUGUCCAGACUGGAAGGAAGUCAAGCUCUUCCCGGCGGUGACAAAAGUUAUCACGAUACUGAACGCUUGCUCAUUUAUCGGAAGAGAGCUCGGAAGAAGUAAGCGUUGGGUGGAUUUGGUGAGCAAGUUUCCUUUUCAGGUUAUGGUGGGCACAUUUAUGAUUAGCGUGGUACCGUGCAUCUUUCAAUGGCUUCUUGCGCCAUUGAUCUUCCUCCCCGCUAUUGUGACAAAAUGGAGAAUGAAAUUAGCGAUCAAAAGUGUCAUCAAGAACGAUAUGCAGAACUUCCUCAGCGCCAAAGACAAAAAGAGCUUGCUGAAGUUGACCGAAGAAGGGAAAGUACCAUUCACGGCAGCAUUGAUGACUCGGUACAAGCCAGAGGAAGCAACUUUGGGGCAGUUACUCCAAGACUAUGUCACCGUGUCAUUUGAAUCAACUCCUUCGAGCGCAGCUGCUUUGUAUCUAAUUCUGAUGGAGCUGGCGACUCGGCCAGAAUUAGUCGAAAUCAUACGCCAGGAGCUACGAGAGGUCAUGGUAGAUGGAAAAUUGCCCAAGACUCAUCUGGCAGAGCUGAGAAAAAUGGAUAGUGCAAUGAGAGAAUCAUCGAGGGUCAACCCGUUUAGCCUUCGUGAGUAUACCGUAGCAAAAGAAACUACUGGUCUAAGCAAGUGAACAGUUGCCCUAUAUCGACUUCUCCGAGUUCCAACAAAGCUUUCCGUUGGCCCGAAACUGCCUGCUGGGACACUGAUUUGCGUCGAUGUCCACCAUAUCAAUACCUCUCCAGAACUUUGGGAGAACCCAGAGGAAUACAAUGGAUUGCGUUUCCACGAGAUCAGGAAAGCGCCCGGGAUGGACAGUAGAUAUCAGUUCGUGAGUACCGGAGCUGAUUCUCCUGGAUGGGGGGAUGGAUCAAUGGCGUGUCCUGGGCGGCUGUUUGCAAACAGCACAGUCAAAAUUGCGUUGGCCCACUUGAUCAUGAAUUAUGACUUCAAAUUUGCAAACGGGGAGGGAAAACCUGCGAGAAGCUCACUUCCGAAUGGUUCAUGGAACCCCGGGUUGGAAACCACAUUCAUGUUCAGAUCAAAGAAAGUAGGCGCUUGA
This is a messenger RNA of Hymenoscyphus albidus, 1721 nucleotides long. The record is from the annotation of a GenBank genome assembly. Lineage: Eukaryota; Fungi; Ascomycota; Leotiomycetes; Helotiales; Helotiaceae.